Hyaloperonospora brassicae is the source of this 918-nucleotide messenger RNA. The record is from the annotation of a GenBank genome assembly. NCBI's taxonomy places the organism in Eukaryota, Oomycota, Peronosporomycetes, Peronosporales, Peronosporaceae.
AUGGACAACGAGGCCAUUACGUUCUCAGGGACGCUCCAAGUCCGAGCGUGUCACGCGUUUUGGAAAAAGACGCCCGUGCACUUGACAACUUGUCGAAAGGACUAUCGCUCCGAGCUGCCAGUGCUGCUAGUCCGACGAUCGCGUGUGCUUGGCGGCGAGUUCCGCGUCCCGCUCGAUCCGUGCGUCCACCCGGUGCGUCUUCUGCCUACCACGAGGAAAAUGGCGGCCAAACACGAGCUCGCGCUUGCGUACGGAUGGCACAGCAAACGUGUGCGUCUACGAGCCCCUAAUGUUACGACGUAUCGCCAGUGGAUGCGUCUCGUACGAGCAGCACUGGAGUCCGGACGGCGACCACUGGUCCCGUGUUCACCCACUGGACCUCGACAGGAUCUCGAGUGCUCGAGUCUCGCAUCCACUAUGACCAGCAGCAACAAUACCAGCACUUCAAGAAGCACCACCACCAUCACAGUCGACCAGCCGCUACAAGAAGAAGAAGAAGAAGAAGAGGAGCAAGAAGUAGAAGGAGACGUGUCCAGUGACAGAGAACGAGGCGCCCACCACUUUUGCGACUACAACGGCAUCACCUCCGAGUGGCAAAAUUGUAGCGCGUCGUUCGAUACAGAGCAAACGACUGAUCAUCACCGGAGCACGGCAUGUCGUGUCAAUGAGGCCGCAGCGCCUCUUUGCAUUGCCGAUCUUUGUCGAACAGCCGUCGGAAGCUGUCGCUCUGGUCGACGCGAACGAGAGGUGCAGCACGAUCACCGACUUGACCCGUUCGAUUGGUCGUCGUCGUGUUGUGUUCCUGCAUCGUUCGCCGAACGUUCCCCCGCCAGUGCCUGGCGGCACAAAUCGUACCUACGAACAUUGAGCUUUUCGUGGUGGACAGCGACGUUAUCGAAUUUGACAGGGGAUACAUGA